AUGUCAUCGGAGGAAGCCAUUCAGGAAGUGCGACGCAUUUUCACCAACAAUAGCGUGGAUCAGGCCCGCGACUACCUGAGCCGUAUAACACCAGGCAUUCAAGAAAGUGAUGAGAGACUCAAACAACUUGUCGGCCAAAGCUACCGGGGCCUCGUUGCCGCUUGUGACCAGGUGGUCGUCGUAGAACAGGCAUGCAGGAAGUUGCUGCGUCUGCAAAAGCAAAUGCAGGAGGAGAAAAAACAGCAACAGUUGGAGAAUCAAUAUUCACAGUCGCGUCUGACAAUGCCGCAGAGCCCAAGGGGGGUCUCGUCACCCGUUUUGCGGACCAUAUCCCCCCAUGGAGGUAAAAGUCCGCGCGCGAAGAAUGUGGGAGAAGGGAAAACUCAAACGAGUCGACAUAUGGGACACUCAAGCAGUGCUUCGCCACCGGUUUCCGAGGUGGUGAGGUCCCCGUUGCCUCAUGAGGCAACCGCGACUUUGAAGGGUGUGUGUGAAGAAACGCCAAGAGGGGGGCGUGAGGGGGCAGAUGAUAGACAACGAGACGUGUUAAUUUACACUCAGCAGUGCGCGGCUCUGGAGGGAUUGUUGGGUGCCCGUAAGCUUUAUGACGCCGCUGCGCUGCUCUUGCAGAUAAGAAGGGAACGGAAACAGCCUCAUGAAAAGCUGGCUGUUGAGUCCUAUGAACAUCGUCUCAAACGUGCAGUGCGUGGGCUGCUUCGGGAAGAUGCAGAACAGGCCGCACAAAGCGCUUUGAGUGUGGCUAACGCCAAUCGAAAUGAUAGCGGUGGUGGGGACUUAUCCUUGACAUCGUCCACAAACAUGUUUACAUCAUCAGGUGGUGUUGAAUUCAUGGGUAGGGCAACAGGUUGGAAAAGUGAUUUAUCACGAGCACUGGCUCACAUGACGGAGGUCCACAAAGCCUUAGGAGUGCUUUCGCACGCAACAGUGAAUGACGCACUGUUACUCCUUAUCGAUACGAUUCACGAUAUGAUUAAGACUGACCUUGACCACGUCGUGGCUGCACUGAAGGGAACGUCAUUUACGCAGGCAGCGGCUGUAGACACUAACACUGACGAUGGAAGAAGUUUACGCCCACUUCGCAGAAUGGAGUGGCUGCGGGCAGCCCUGGAGCUUCCGCCUUACUUAAGAAGCGAGGGAACAAGUGCCCCAAGGGUCCCCGCUUUGGCGAAGGAUGCAAACAGCAGCACUGAAGCAAGGGUCAACGCACGGUUGGUCGUAAGCGAAGCUACCGUGGCACUGCACAUCGUACAGCGCGCACAACACCUCUUCUCCCAUCUUGUCCUAUACGUUGCUUCUGUGCUGUACUCACCGAGUGGUCCAGCGAGGGAAGGAAGGGGAACGAACGGUUCCCGUGGUGGAGAGCAACCUGACGAGGUUUCUGCGGGGGAGUUGGACGCCUACGUGGAUUCUCAGCGGCGGCGAUACGCACUGCAGGGGCUUCUUGCGCUUCGUUCAAAGCUUACUUCCCAGGAGUCAAACACAGAGGGAGAUAACGAGACCUCCGGAACAGGACGCGCUAAGUCUGUUAGGAUGAGUGGGAGUCUCGCGCGGGAAGCGCUUUCAGCGUCGCAACGCGGCGGGUCAAUUGCCUCGGCAACAGAUGAUAGUGAGAAAAAGGAUGGGGAUUCCAAAUGUGGGUCACUGGAUGCCUCUUCUUCCAUGGUGGGAUUGAACCAAGACGGUGAGCGACGGUCUCGACACCGAACACUAUAUCUCUGCGAAGUGAUGCGGCAGGUUUGCGGGAUGCAGAUCUUGGAUCCUCUUCCAUUGCAGUGGGGAUUCUCUUCCUUCUCUUCAAAUGAAAAGAUUGCGAAGUGCAGCGGGGUUAGCGGUGAUGAGACAGCGGUUUUUAGCAAGGUGGGACACCAACUGCGAGCUGUACAGGAGCUGGCGCUCCAGUUGCUGUUGCAUGUGUCUGGUGCCGGGCUGCUAAACGACCCGCGCACGAUUUCACUUCAACAGCACCUUGCUCGCCAGCAGGGGAAAAUGCUUCAGGAUAUGUUGCUCUCAUCUGCGCAGGAGGGAAGUAACUUAACUGUUUCUGGGGGUGCUGCUGUUAACUUGUUUGACGCACGCAAGUGGGGGGAAGCGGUUCGUCAGGCGACGGAGUCUGCACUCCUGAAGACUGUUGGAGCGGCAUUGAAGAGGGCAGAUAGAGUUUGCGGCGCUAUACUGAAGCAUAUAAGUGAGGGGAAAGGAUAUAAAAGCACCGUUGUCGCCUCCGCCGAAGAGCAGCCACCCCAACAGCAGAAACAAGAGGGACCGCCCAGCGUGACAACAUUUGCCCAGAAAGUCCUUCAGCGGUCCAUCUUCUUCAGCGAAAGUACAUCCUUUGGGCUGCUUCACACCGACCAAAUGACGUGCAUGGUCCCGUGCUCCUCUUUUGGGGGUGGCGAUGAAAAUAAACGAAAUGUGGCUUCAGCGGAGAAGGGCGAGAAUUUGAAUGCCGCGUUGGCUCGGGGUAUUAUGCAGUGCACUGCAAUAAAAUCGAAAACAACCCCAAAGGAGGGAAGAUUGCCGGCCAAUCUUAGCUCUAAGGCGGGCUGUCGGGCAUCCGGUGGGAACGUAAAUAAAGACAAGGGUGGAUGGGUGAUGCAAACCGUGGAGACAGAUGCAGGAAGUGAUGAUAAUUUGUUCUCCGUUGAUGAAGGAGAGGAGGAAAGGACAGUGGCUAUGGAGAAAGCAAGUGACAAAUCAGAAAAGGGCGUCACCGAUGCUGUCGAUGAUGAUUCCUCGGCUGCUCUGAAGUUCGGCUCGCUGUAUUCCAUGUUGCAACGUAUCUUUGAGGUGGAGCGAACCUGGUCUGACUCGCACCCCACACUCUCUGUUCUCGUAGGGGAGUGGUUUACAAAUAUCCUGCAACAGGUGCGUAAGCUGUUAAAGCACCACACGGGGCAACUUCAGAAGUGGGAGGAGCUGAAUGUGGAAGGCAACUGCUUUGAGGCGAAGGUGACGGUGAUGGCAGCACUCAACCGCAUUUCCAUGCUGGUGGAGGUGCUGUUGCAGGUGCUGGAAGUUGCAGCCCCACGAAAUGUAGCGAGCACACUCCCCAUGGAACUACGUGAGGCCAUUGUAACAUGUCAUACGCCGUGGGUGAAAUUGUUACGCAGCGAGUGGGAGGAUGGUGUGCGUCAUGCCUACCGCCGCGCUUUCGCGCCCGAGCAUCUCUUCGCGAGAUCAAAGACGCCGCUGAACUCCUCUGCUACAACCCUCGAUCCCAACAAGAGGACAUCUUGUAUCAACGGACAACAGCUCAUGCUCGAGUACGCAACUUGCUGGAGCUGCAGCACACCUGAUGGGGUACAAUGUGAGUCACAGAAAGUUACUAAGCACCCGACACAUGUCACCCCGCAUGUGAAUGAACUUAUUUUCCAGGUACAGCAUAUGUUGUUCAAGAAUGGUGUCAACAAGCGUCUACGUGCCACGGUGCUGCCGAUGGUCAUAAAUGAGUUACUUGACGGAACCUCGUCAGCACUGCUUAACGCGGUUCUUCCGUGGAUAAGAGAGAUAGCGGCGGUAAAUAGAAGCGGAAAUGCCGGUAAGAGUGGCGAUAGUGCUGGUGAUAACGACGAACUGCUGUUUCAAGUUUAUUUUGAUUCAUUAUACAUUUCAGGUUUAUUCUCCAUCGACGGCAACAGUCGGGCACCGACGCCGUCCAUUACCGCCGUUCUCCGCACAAUUGAAGGUUGGGUAAACCCCACUUCUUGGUUAGUCAUUUCACCGCUACUUCUGCAAGCAAGCGACCGCUUGCUUCGCGUGACGGCUCUCUCUUUUGGCUCAUGGAACCCCAAAGCUCUGGAGGAAGUUUGGACUGCAAAGGGAACUGGUGACAGCCGGACAUCCCUGAAAGGGGAGCGGACUGUUGCCGGCGACAUUAGCAUCACAAAAGAGAAGCCCCGUUUUCCUCUACUGCCGUUGAUAUUCACACCGUCGAAGGUAUUGGGAUCAGAUAUCGUGGAUGGUGGUGUAACCAAGACGGCCGUGUUUGCUUUUAACAAAAGUAGUAGCGUCGCUGUGGGCGUGAGAGGCGAUAGUGGUAUUAUUGGUGGGUUGAGCGCGACAUCCCUUCAAAGGGGCACUGGAGCACUGGUUGGUAGUGCACUUGGGAGUCCCUCCAAGCCGACAUCGUCGAACCGUUUCGAUGGCAAAGUGAAGGGGUGGAUGGGCUCAUUGUGGUAG
Messenger RNA from Trypanosoma brucei brucei TREU927, 4200 nucleotides. RefSeq lists its product as hypothetical. Gene Ontology annotation, biological process: intra-Golgi vesicle-mediated transport. The record is from RefSeq and is a predicted model, not a curated record. NCBI's taxonomy places the organism in Eukaryota, Euglenozoa, Kinetoplastea, Trypanosomatida, Trypanosomatidae. The transcript has a single exon. The coding region runs from base 1 to 4200 and encodes 1399 amino acids. Gene Ontology annotation, cellular component: Golgi apparatus; COG complex.